Molecule: messenger RNA, 1077 nt
Organism: Acaulospora colombiana
Lineage: Eukaryota; Fungi; Glomeromycota; Glomeromycetes; Diversisporales; Acaulosporaceae
Source: the annotation of a GenBank genome assembly
AUGAGAACUCCUUUCACAAUCCAAAUUUCAGCAUCAAAUGCAACUCCUGUUACUCCGAUUCGUGCCGAAAUCUAUAUUGACGACAUUUCGGAUGGUACCUACUGCGAUCUUGUAAAUUCCGCACCCAAGGUCAAAGAAGGAUUCUGGAAUGAAGAUCUAGAUGAAUUGCAUUACUUUAAUUUCGAAUUUGGAGGAAUUGAAUAUAAUAACUUCCUUGACUUCGAUUUUUAUAUUGUACAAAGUUCUUCUUGUCUAGCCAGUGAAUUGAGUGCACGCCAAGAAAAAGAAGGGUUACGGAUUCCUUCUCAAACAGAAGCAUACAAUGCACCAUUUAGACCUGGGUUCGGUGCGGUCUCGGCAUACUUCUUUAAAUCAAAGCAGGUGUAUAAAGAGAAUGUUGCGUGCAACCCUGAAAGUACAAGUAUAGACUCUCGAGAAUACAACUUAAAUGACGGUUUGGUAUACCAAAUAAAGAAAAACCAAAAGAUGGAUUGCGAAGUUAUAAGAGAUAAUUUGCAUCUAGAGGUUGUAGACGAACACCAGCCGCUUGCAGUGCUACACGUUCAUUAUAGACCAUUACAGUGGUUAACCAGCAGAGGAUUAAUUCGAGUCGAUAAAUCUCAGGAAGAAGCAUUCUACAAGUCAAAGUUUAGAGCGAUGAAGUAUGUUGAUUUGAAUUCAAACGGAGAGGAGUUUGAUGCUAAUAAGAAUAAAAAAGAAAAUAAAACUGGAGAUCAAAUCAAGAGCAAAGGGAUCAUAAACAAAGUGAAAUAUCGAACCAAUGAUUUUUUUAAUGUCAACCUCGGAAAGAAUACCUUGGAAAAUUAUAAAUUUUCCUUUCCUUGGGCUUCGCCCGAAAUGUCCCAGGCUGAGAUUGUCAACCAAAAUGAUGAUUUACAAAUCAUUUCUCAACACGACUUUCUAGAUACAUUAAAGAGGAAGCAGGGAUUUGAUUCUAGCGCAAGUUCCUUGUUACAAGGAAUCGAAGAUUUGCAACCAGGCCUAGAAAAUAAUAGGAAACGAAAAAGGAUAUCAUAUAAUGAAUUUGUAGAAUUGCUUGAUUCCGAAGAUGAAUAA